This is a messenger RNA of Nelumbo nucifera (sacred lotus), 2066 nucleotides long. RefSeq lists its product as uncharacterized. The record is from RefSeq and is a predicted model, not a curated record. NCBI's taxonomy places the organism in Eukaryota, Viridiplantae, Streptophyta, Magnoliopsida, Proteales, Nelumbonaceae.
GGGAGGGCGCACAAAGGAGUAAACAAAGCGUUUUGCUUUGGCGUGAAAACGAAGGCAUAAAGGACGAGAUUGGGUUUUAGCUCUUCAAGGGUCUCUUCAAUGGCGCCCACUGAAUGUCUGAAAUCUCUUCCUUCGACCUGGUUUUAAGAUUCUGGAGAUCUUCUGACUGCUGUUACUCUCUUCGGAAACUCUGUUUCGUUUUAAAUCUGAGCUGAGUUGACUCGGUAGAGAGUGCGAAAAGGGGGACGUUGUCUGCGUUUUUCUUUCUUUUUUCGUUUUUUUUUUCGACUGUGUUUUUGUAAGGGGUUAUGAUUCGAAGAAAAGUGAUGAGUUGGAGGAGAGUCGCAAAAUCUGUUCAGGCUCUCGCGGCCCAUGGAUUACUCUUUAUUUUCACGAUACUGCUCGUGCUCAAGCUCGAUCAUGUCGUCCAUUGCUCAUGGUGGUUCAUUUUUGCCCCACUUUGGCUAUUUCAUGCAGUUGUUGCACGAGGCAGAUUCUCUUUACCUGCUCCCUCGUUACCUCAUGAUCGCCAUUGGGCACCCUGUCAUUCCAUUGUUGCGACACCGUUGCUCGUUGCAUUUGAGCUGCUCCUUUGUUUAUAUCUCGAGAGCAUCUAUGUUCAUGGUUUUGCAGCUGUAAACUUAAAGAUUGUCUUUCUUCCAUUGUUGGCAUUUGAAGUAAUCAUUCUUAUUGACAAUUUCAGGAUGUGUAGGGCUUUAAUGCCUGGAGAUGAAGAAAGCAUGAGUGAUGAAGCGAUAUGGGAAACACUUCCUCACUUCUGGGUUGCAAUAUCAAUGGUUUUCUUUGUUGCUGCUACAACAUUCACCCUCCUAAAGCUAUCUGGUGAUGUUGGAGCACUUGGUUGGUGGGAUUUAUUUAUAAAUUUUGGCAUUGCUGAGUGUUUUUCCUUUCUUGUUUGCACAAAGUGGUCCAACCCAGUGAUACAUAGACAUUCUUUCAAUAGAGAAGCCAGUUCAUCUUCUAUGGCUAUUAGAUAUCUUGACUGGAACAAUGGCUUAGUGGUUUCUUCAGAAGAGGAUCCAGACCAAGAUAGAUUAUGUGGCCUACAAGAUAUUGGUGGCCAUAUUAUGAAAAUUCCACUUAUCAGUUUUCAGAUUCUUCUUUGUAUGCGGUUAGAGGGAACACCGCCUGGUGCUAGACAUAUCCCACUUCCAGCUCUUUUCUCCCCUCUCUUCCUACUGCAAGGCACUGGAGUCUUGUUUGCCUUAUUUAGAUUGGUUGAGAAGAUUGUCCUUUUAAUUCGUAAUGGAACUAGCUCAGAGAGAUAUUUCACAUUUUCUUCAAGGGCUCGUGACUGCUUUGGGUUCUUGCAUCAUGGAUCACGGCUGCUUGGUUGGUGGUCAAUUGAUGAAGGAAGUCGAGAGGAACAAGCUCGACUUUACCAAGCUGGGGCUUCUGGAUAUAACACCUUCUGUGGUUACCCUCCUGAGAUAGUGAAGAAAAUGCCCAAAAAGGAUCUUGCUGAAGAGGUGUGGAGACUACAGGCGGCUCUUGGUGAACAAACAGAAAUUACAAAAUAUAGCCAGCAGGAGUAUGAAAGACUUCAAAAUGAAAAGGUCUUAUGUAGGAUUUGCUUUGAAGGGGAGAUCAGCAUAGUCCUGCUUCCAUGCAGGCAUCGCAUCCUUUGCAGUACCUGCUCUGAGAAGUGCAAAAAGUGCCCCGUGUGUCGUGUUUCUAUUGAGGAACGAUUGCCUGUAUAUGAUGUAUAGCUUUUAACUGUACUUAAUCCCUUCCCGCAUGGAGGCCGAGGCUGGGGAACUGAUACAUAGUUUACAACAAGAUUGCCUUUUACCGAGUCCUGACCAGUAAGCUGUUGUCUGUUUCAUUAACUGAGAUAAACAUUAGGAGAGAUGGAAGGUGGUUGCUCUCAACGUGUCUUUAGGUUGUUUUCUUUUCCUGAUUGUAUAUACACACACUAUCACACACAUUUGUCUGGAAAAAGUGUCAUCAAAGGUGCAAGGAGGCGUGUUGUAAUUGUGAGUCUUCAACGUGUAUUUGUUACUUUACUAGACAGAAGCUCUGAAAUGCAAUCUCUUCAUUUGUCA